AUGGUAUAAGUUUAGAAAGAAGCUCUUCAUUUAGGUACAUUAAAAUUGAUUUCAAUAAAAAAGUUUAGGGUUAAGAUUAUGAAAUUUACCCUUCUUAGAACUUCCCUAUAACUUUUACAAAGAUACAAUCAAAACAACUAGGAGCUAAUAAAAAAGCAGAGUCUUUUGACCUGCUUAACUUAAAUAUUUUGCGGUUUUCUCUUUAAAAGAGUUUUACAAUUUAGCUUUGAAUCAAUUAAAAUUUUCAAUAUAUAGUAGUUAAGUAAUAGAAUAGUAAAAGUAAAUUCUCGUUCUAACGAAGUUAAAUAAUCAAAAUCAGUAAGUUAUCGAUAUAUUAAGAAAGAUACUCAAAGUUCUUUUAACAAAGAGAAUUUGACCUACUUUAAUGGAUUUAUGACUUUUUAUAUAUUUAUGGGCCAGUUGAUGAAAGAAAAGUUUUCUUAAAUAUAGUGUUCAUUAAGGAUCGAUAUUAACACGUUUCCUAUUUGGCAUUCAAUUAUUAGGUAUAUAAUGUAAUACUUUUAAUUUAGAAUAUUUCUUAUAAUGAUGUUUGA
Molecule: messenger RNA, 554 nt
Organism: Paramecium pentaurelia
Lineage: Eukaryota; Ciliophora; Oligohymenophorea; Peniculida; Parameciidae
Source: the annotation of a GenBank genome assembly